UUGAAACUCUCCCACCCAAAGCAUCAAUUUUUCUCUCAAUUUUCCGAAAGAAAAAACAAUUUACUUUUUUUAUAUAUAAAUAUUCUCAAUUCGACCUUCCUCUCUGUCAAACUUCUACCCUUUUCUACAUUCAAGUGCGCGUGUAUUUUUUCCUUCGUACAAUGCCACAAGGCAAUUUAGAAACCCUUGUUUCCGCCUGUGCCGGGGGCUCUUGCGACAACAAAAUCAUUUGCGAGACUUUAGCAACCAGCGAAAGUGAUUCCGACGACCACCUCCACCCGGCGGAGAAACAUAUUGAAGAAGAAAUCCCGUCGGAUUUCCCGCCAGAAUCGUUUUGCUUAUCCAAAGACGCCGAGUUCGACUGGUUCGAUCGUAACGCCUUUUACGAACGGAAAGAUUCGCAUAAAGGAAACUCAGGUCCCAACUCUGCAAACCUCAACCCUAAUCUUAACUCGAUCUCCAAUUCUCAACGCUUUUCUCUGAGAAAGUCUAAAGCUUCCAUCAUCGGCUUACCGAAACCGCAGAAGUCUUGCUUUGUCGAAACGAAGAACAGGAAACCUGGGAACACUAGAUUGUUUCCUAAACGGCCUGGCUCAGUUAAAUCGGAUCGGCCAGUUGUUGAACCAUCUUCACCUAAGGUUUCUUGUAUGGGAAGAGUGAGAUCGAAGCGUGACCGGAAUGGCCGGCUAAAAAAGAACAGCCAAAAAUCGACCGGAGUUGAAACAGUUAAAGAGAAAACGACGGGCAAAAGAAGCGGUUUAUUUUCAAGUUUUCGUGCUAUUUUCAGGUCCAGUGGGAAAGCAAGUGAAUCAGACGCGCUUCCAGUAGCCCAGUGGCCGCCAGGGAAUAGGGACAUUAGGUCUCGUUUGCCACCAGAUGAUCGUGACGCAAUAUCGAUGGAGCCUGAAAUUAUGGAGAGUGAACCGGUCAGUCUAGGUGGAAUGAAGCGGUUCGCAUCCGGUAGGAGAUCGGAGCCGUUAAUCUGAGGUGCGUGAUGACAGUUGUGGGGCACAGCUCAAGCGCGGGUUGGUCUGCGGUCGUAGUUGGGUAACUUGCGGGUCCCGCCUAUUUUUCAAAAUUCUCUUUCGUGGUGACGUCACACGAUGACUGACUGUUUUGACAAGGUAAGAAAAAUGAAAUGCACAUUGAUUUUUCCUAUCCCCCCCCUCUUUUUAAAUUUUGAUUUGGUUUUACUUGAUACAAGGAUCUGUAGAUACGGUUGUAAAUUUUUUGUUCUUAUUUUAAUAAAAUUUCACGAGCAUCAUGUAAA
Molecule: messenger RNA, 1270 nt
Organism: Gossypium raimondii (Peruvian cotton)
Lineage: Eukaryota; Viridiplantae; Streptophyta; Magnoliopsida; Malvales; Malvaceae
Exons: 1
Coding region: 162-986 (274 amino acids)
Source: RefSeq, a predicted model, not a curated record